Aspergillus pseudonomiae is the source of this 1528-nucleotide messenger RNA. RefSeq names its product putative integral ER membrane protein Scs2. The coding region runs from base 340 to 1194 and encodes 284 amino acids. Gene Ontology annotation, cellular component: plasma membrane; endoplasmic reticulum membrane. The transcript is spliced from 7 exons. The record is from RefSeq and is a predicted model, not a curated record. NCBI's taxonomy places the organism in Eukaryota, Fungi, Ascomycota, Eurotiomycetes, Eurotiales, Aspergillaceae. Gene Ontology annotation, biological process: endoplasmic reticulum membrane organization. Gene Ontology annotation, molecular function: FFAT motif binding.
AAAGGGGAAAAGAGGAUAAAUAAUCCGUGAUGACAUCACCUGACUUGCACCCGCGGGUUGGCUGAGUCAGCGCGGCCGGGGGCCAAUUGGCAUCGUUGCGACAAGUCGAGUAUUGCGCCUGAAUAAUACACCAGCAGCAUCACCAUCAGUACAACUUUCUACCUGACCAGACUAACUACAUUGGUCAUCUCUCAGCCUCCUAAGUCAUCUGUUGUCCAGCCUUCUUGGCCUCAUCGGCUGCCCUACCACGCAUACAUUCAUUCUCCAUCGCUGGGACCCAUAUAUUAGUCCUAACUCUCCUUGUGUCUGCCUGCGCACUCGUGUCUUGUGACUUCCAAAAUGUCUAUCAUUCUCGAGCCCCCCGAGUUAGCCUUCAAGCGCCCCUUCAAUCGUGAAGUCUGCCAGAUCCUACAUCUCAAUAAUGAAAAUCAGGAGCCUGUUGUUUUCAAGGUUAAAACGACCGCCCCGAAACACUACUGUGUUCGCCCCAACUCGGGACGGAUAGAACCCGGAAAGAGCGUCGAUGUCCAAGUGUUGUUACAGGCCAUGAAAGAGGAGCCCGCCGCGGAUGCCAAAUGCAAGGACAAGUUCCUCGUCCAAACUGUUGCGGUAACUCGUGACAUGGAGUUUGCGAACGUCACUUCUAUCUUUGAAAAGGCUUCCAAGGCUGCAAUCCAGGAGCGCAAGAUCCGCGUGAACUGGCUAUCCGCUGAGGACUCCCCAGCCGCCGAGCAGGGAGAUACGAACGGUGUUAAUGUGCCGGAUGACGAGCCCCCUGCCUAUACUUCUCCCGCUGCCAACUUCCAGACCCCUGCCGUAGGAGCUGCCAGCAAAGUCGCCAACGACACGUCACCAAUCCCACCGCCAGAUUUCAGUGAUAAGCGGAACAUCACUACCCCACAGACGAAUGAGUCCAAGGCCUCCUCUGCAAAGGCAGCCAUUGCAAGCGCUAUUCCAACCUCGGGUGAAGACCUAAGUGCACAGCUUGCCGAGGCUAAGGCGCAGAUCCAGAACCUGAAAGACAGGCUGGCAGACCAGGGCUUGAGGCAAAGGAAGAUCGGCGGCGAGACCGAAAAAUCAGGUGCGCCGGCGUUGCAACAACAGCACGCUCAAUCCAUCGAGCCCGGAGUGCCGGUGCAAAUGGUGGCUGGUUUGUGCCUUCUUAGUUUCUUGAUUGCGUACUUUUUCUUCUGAUUGCCGAUCUUUCCCUCUUUAUCAUUUCUUUUCUUACUAAUCUCAGUUUUACCCCCCCAUGUUUGAACUAUCUUGUUACAGAUGAACUGUAUUCCCUUUGAGUUGCUUCCGCGGCAUCGUUCUUAGCCUCAGCACCCCUUUAUAUCGUUAUUUCCCCAGUUGCACUCUACACCGCUGUUGCCUUAUUCAUACCUCUUGUCGCCCUUUUCGUUUCUAUUUUCUUUUUCUCUACAUUUUACCCUUUCCUUUUCUCUUUCAUCUUCUUUUUUUCCCACCCCUUUUUUCUCUUCUGUUCCUCUACUCAUUUCUUCGAUUACCUAUAUUCGAUCAUGAC